Batrachochytrium dendrobatidis JAM81 is the source of this 2385-nucleotide messenger RNA. RefSeq lists its product as uncharacterized. The transcript has a single exon. NCBI's taxonomy places the organism in Eukaryota, Fungi, Chytridiomycota, Chytridiomycetes, Rhizophydiales. Bases 1 to 2385 code for a protein of 794 amino acids. The record is from RefSeq and is a predicted model, not a curated record.
AUGACCAUAUCAAAGAAAACUGUUGCUUCGAUAUCCAGCCACACAUGUUCGGUCAGUAAACCUCCGCGCUCAGCAUUAUCAUUAGACUCACAAUCUGAACAUGGUGCAUCUCAAAAGAGUGCAUUCAGAUACGAUACUCACGAAACCAAAAGCAUCUCGACUGCAUUGCCUAUUCAAUCCAAUCUGCAUCGAUUGUCAAGUACUCCGUUACACUUCUUGGCUGCCUACACUCCCGAGUCGACUGUUGCCGUUGUGGAAAGUAGUGCAUCACUCAAACAUGAAGAUUAUGGAGCUCUGUCUGAUGACGAGAGUGUCAUAUCAUGCAUUGAAAAUAUGGCUGACCAUCUAACGUCUGCAAAGCUUAUUUCACAUAGAUGUCCUUUAUUACGACCCAGAUCUGGACAUACCAAAACCUUGGAAAAAUCAUUGACUGGCACGGAUAAAGUAUGCUCUUCUCAACAGCUGCUUACUCAAUCCAUAGAUUCUUUCAGCACUGAUUUUAAAUUGCUCAAUCGAAACAAAUUACGGCCCAAAUCUGCACCUGCUGCGCAGCUACAACACCAGCAGAGUUUUGAUAUCACAUAUUGUCCUUCCGUGUCAGAUGAUAAGAGUGCUUGCAUUAAGCUACCAUCGUUUACCGACUCAAUUGUGUGCAUAGAAGAUCAGCCCACUAUAAAAGUUCCAUAUGCAGUAUUGUCUGAUACCUGUCAGGAUUCUCAUUCGAAAGAAAAAUAUACCCAAUAUCCACAGUCCUCUUUUCCCACCACUUAUCAAAGCUAUAUAGGUACAGGCCGAUCCAUUUCGAGUGCUACGCGAUCAGCAUCUAGUCGCGACCCAUCCAAAAUGUUUAAAGUGGAGUUUGCUGAUACUACCAGGCUGCCACUUCAGGACUCGGGUCCAAAAAAAAAGUCGCACGAGUUUUUAGAUAACCAACAUCAUAAAGUAAAAUCCAUUAUUGCACAGUACAGAAGAGGUCAGGUUUCUGCCAAAGAAUGCUUUAUUUCGAGUCAUAAAAAUGGCCACAAUCAACACUCUAAAGAACAUUUUAAAUGUAAUGUGAAACAUGUUCCAUGGAUGCGAUCCGUUUUGACUUCUAUGGAUAUGUUUAGCAAAAAACCAAUACCCUUUCCAGAUCAAACUUCAGCAAAUUUCAACGACAGUACAGCAACAAACCUCGAUCGUCCCACGAGUAGCUUGUUUCAAGAUUGCGAAUUUGACUAUGCUGAAAACACACACAUGAAUGGAUAUGGAUACCCUUAUUUGGAUCUAGAUAGAAUUGAUAAUAAUACACUUUUCCAAACCAGCAAGGUUCAAGCAUCCACUGCACUUGAUGAAAAUUUACAGCAAAGCUCAGUUGUAUACUUGAAUCAACAAUUUGAUUGCCACAAACCAGCAGUAACUUCAAAAAAAUAUGCAAGUCAUGGAUCGGUAACUGAUUUAAUUUGGACACAUAAACUAGUAGACACAGGGGAUAAUUUAACUUUGGAUACGUCUGAUUCUAUAUACUACGAUCCCAUGGGUAUUUCAAUAGCUGUUUUAAGCGAAACAGAAAGUACAGUUUCACCGCCAGACGUGCGAUCUCAAUCACGUCUCAGUAUUGGUCGACAAUCAAUAGUAUCUGAAAAAAACGACAUGACGGCAUUUUCAAGAAAUGAUUUUCAACCCUCACCUGCACCUUGGAGCGAAUACGAUAUCAACGAUGACGGCAUGCGAGCUCGCCCAAGAUCUGGCAAGCGACAUAAUAAACUUUUUUUUAAAAAUCAGCAAGCAGAAAAUCAUGAGAGAGUUCAUUGGCAGUCAUAUAGAAAGACUCGGUCGGCCGGAUCCAAUAGAUAUGGCAUUCAAGUUGCAUUGCGUCAGCAGAAGCUAGAAAAGGCUUUGAGUGCUAAAAAUGGACCAAUCUCGACAUCAGCGGUUCGACCAAAAUCAUCUCCUGCAAAAUUAAUUAAACCUUUAGCUUUCCAUUCAUCAGAUCAAAAAGGAAAAAAGAAUAUAGAUUCAACUCAUGAUAAUUCAACCUACAAAGAUUCAUCUGCCAGUUUACCUUUUGAAAAACAGAAAAAUGUAUCUCAGCUGUCCUCCGCAUUACCAUGGGCACAGGUAAAACAAGUAAAAUCAGCAUACCAAAUACAAAAAUAUGAUGCAAAAAAGUCUUCAACACAAUCUGAUUCUUUGCUGUCCAUUGAGAUUAUUCGCCCGGCACAAAAACAACUACAAUUCGGUAUGAGAUCACCAAUUAGCAUGUCAUGUUGGGAUAUGGAUAAACGGUCCAAUAUUCAAUCUUGUUUACGUCCUGUGUCACCUAUAAAGCCUGCAAUGAAUACAAGCGCGAGAAAUAUUCACGUAAAUGGAAUACUGACUGAUUUAUUCAAUGAGUGUGGUUGA